AUGUCAUCGCGCUCUCCAGCCCCAGAGUCGGGCAACCCCUUGGACGAUUCCCAGGGCCGGCGCCGGGUGAGGCAGAAUCGCGACUUAUUGAGCGGCCAAUGGAAAUCAAUGGGCGGUGAGGCCUGCCCAACCAAUGCACCGAGCGGAGUCCAGGACGAAUCCCCUGGUGAUCGCUCAGACUCGAAGGCCACCAAGAGCGAAGACCCGCCGGAUCAAAUUCGUCCUUAUCGGGGCGCUACGAGCUCCGAUUUCUCAUUCCAGGUCGCCUCAGGUGGCUCACAGCCGUUGCGAAGGAGCUCAGGUGAAGGUGCAGGUGGAACACCAAGGGGAUUCGAGAUCAACACGAUCGUCAGCUCUGAGAUUCUCGCCGCCUCGAAACCACUCGCGAGACUGGUUUUCAACGAUCCCUUACAGGAGAUGAAAUACAGCGAGGUCAUACGCCUAGUAUCUGUCUUCAACUCGGGCCCUGGCCUCUUGUAUCCAAUCGUGGAGACUGUGGAGCUCCUGCAAACAGUCGAACGUGUCUUUCAGCUGCUGCGGGAGUCCGAGAAACCUCAAACCGUGCAGAGACAAAUAACUGCUGCAGAGGAGCUGAACAGUACGAAAACAUUGACGCUCAAGUUGGUCAUCGCCAAUGCCCUUACACUGGAGAGCCGCCAAAUCAGUCGCCUGGCACAAAGGCACUUUGAUAGCGUUCGGGAGUCCCUAGGAAGUUCCUUCUGGAGUUUGCCGAGUCUUGGCGGCAUUGUCAAUUGGAUUUUAGUGGCACUUCUUCAUUUUCACCUCGACGAGGAACUGCAGGCUUCCCGCGUUGCUGCCCACGCUGCGAGACUGUGUCUUGAAAUGGGAAUUAAUCGAAAAGACGCAAAUUGCACCUUCAAAACGCCUCAAGAUGCUCUCCUAGCCACCAAGGUUGUAUGGGCUGUAUUCGUGCUCGAUAGGAGAUCCAGCAUUGCCCUAGGCAUUCCGUUCGUCGUACAAGACAGUGACCUUAAUACAGUUAUGGAGACUCCAGACCCGGAUAGUAUUUAUCUCGAGACCGUGGUCCGAUUGUCGCGCAUUGCUGGCGAGGCUUGCCGUCUCGCUAGUCGGAUCAGCGAUCGCAGUGUCCCGCUGAGCACGGCCGACAUCGAUUUCCUAGACUACCAGAUCUCUCAGUGGCAACUCCGGCUUCCCCCUAAUCUGCAGUUCAAUCGAGCAGAGCUGCAAAGCGGCCAAUUCGAUCCGUUUACGAACGAGUCGAGCCUAUACAUGAGCAGUAUCCUCUUCCUUAGGGCGAACCAACUGCGCAACCUCAUCCAUAGACCGGCCCUAUACUCAGCCGAUCGCAUCACCGCGAAUGAGCAAUACCCACGCACGGCCAUAGACGUAGCCUGCGAAGCUGUCCAAGUCCUCCACGAGCUCAACUCUUCCACCGGUCUCGUUGAACGGCAUGCGGUCUUUUUCAAGUAUUUUCUGGUAUCAGCCUUCUCAAGCCUUCUCUUGGCGAUCGCAAAGGCUCCAGUGUCGUAUACAGCGACCCGAGUGGGCCUCAACGUGACCCUUCUUGCCCAACUGAAGCAGUCAUUCUACAGGGCGCUUGAUAUGUUCAAGCUCUUUGGCACCCGUGCUCCAUCGCUGUUGCAUCUUUGGGAAUCUGUCAAUAGCUUGGAGGCGUGGGCAGUGCAAAUGGGCCUACCGAGUCGGGCUGAAUCAGGCGAUUUGUCCUGGCCAAAUGCUGGUGGUUUUGUUCUACCACCCCAGACGUUGGAUACGGAGACAAGCAGUAACCCAGCACCGGUCAUUAAUGGGGCUUGGCUGGAAGGUUGA
Zasmidium cellare ATCC 36951 is the source of this 1809-nucleotide messenger RNA. RefSeq lists its product as uncharacterized. Lineage: Eukaryota; Fungi; Ascomycota; Dothideomycetes; Mycosphaerellales; Mycosphaerellaceae. Gene Ontology annotation, molecular function: zinc ion binding; DNA-binding transcription factor activity, RNA polymerase II-specific; RNA polymerase II cis-regulatory region sequence-specific DNA binding. Gene Ontology annotation, cellular component: nucleus. The record is from RefSeq and is a predicted model, not a curated record. Gene Ontology annotation, biological process: DNA-templated transcription; positive regulation of transcription from RNA polymerase II promoter by galactose. Bases 1 to 1809 code for a protein of 602 amino acids. The transcript is spliced from 4 exons.